CCGGAUAAAAAAGACAGUCGUUGUUUAUCUCCCCUCCCUCCACAAAUCGCACAAAACGACGUCGUUCUCACCAAUUCAGUCGCCGCCGCAGCAGAUUCUUGAUAUUUCAAUCAAUUGCAGAGAGACAAAAAAAAAAGAAGGCGGCGAUUCUUAAUCAUUGAAAAAUUCUAGUUUUUUCAGUUAGGGUUUUUUAUUUUUAUUUUUUGUAUUUUUCUAUAAUAAAAGAAAGAAAGAAAGAAUAUAUUUGUUAGGAAUUUUGUAUAUCUUUUGAUAGUUUUUUUUUUUUUUUGGUUGAUGAUUGUAGAAUUCGGAUGUAUCUAUAUAUACUGUAAACCAUAAAGGAUGAUUUUAUAGUGCUGUUACGUUUCGUGUUUGUUAUUUUUCGCCUUUUUUUGAUAUAAUUUUGUUCAUUAGAAGCAAAGUAAUAAAGUUUUUUUGAAAAAUAAACACUUUGGAACCUUAAUGGGUAGCCAAGGGUUUAAUAAUCAAAAAAACGGACAAAGGUUAGGGAUUACCGAGCCUAUAUCGUUGGGUGGACCAACCGAGUUUGACGUUAUCAAGACAAACGAACUUGAAAAGUUUUUGGCCGAUGCGGGAUUAUAUGAGAGUCAUGAAGAGGCUAUAAGUAGGGAAGAGGUUUUAGGACGGCUAGAUCAGAUUGUGAAAAUCUGGGUGAAAAAAGUGAGUCGGGCGAGGGGGUUAAGUGAGCAGCUUGUACAGGAAGCAAAUGCGAAAAUUUUUACCUUCGGAUCCUAUCGUCUCGGGGUCCAUGGACCUGGUGCAGACAUUGAUACCCUAUGUGUUGGACCCAGACAUGCAGAUCGACAGGAAGAUUUCUUUGGUGAGCUAAAAAAAAUGCUUAUCGAGAUGCCUGAUGUAACGGAUAUGCAUCCUGUACCUGAUGCUCAUGUUCCUGUGAUGAAGUUUAAGUUAAAUGGGGUUUCAAUAGAUCUUCUUUAUGCAAGACUUUCACUUUGGGUCAUACCUGAGGAUUUGGAUAUUUCUCAUGACUCAAUACUGCAAAAUGCAGAUGAGCAGACAGUUCGGAGUCUUAAUGGAUGCAGAGUUACUGACCAGAUCCUGCGUCUAGUACCUAAUAUUCAGAACUUCCGCACAACUUUAAGAUGCAUGAAGUUUUGGGCCAAGCGACGGGGCGUGUAUUCAAAUGUUGUAGGAUUUCUAGGUGGUAUUAACUGGGCUUUGCUUGUUGCACGCAUUUGCCAACUGUAUCCGAAUGCACUGCCCAGUAUGUUGGUUUCUCGAUUCUUCAAGGUCUAUACUCAGUGGCGAUGGCCUAAUCCGGUAAUGCUCUGUGCUAUUGUGGAAGGUUCACUUGGAUUGCAAAUUUGGGGACGAAAUUACAAUGACAAAUUUCAUUUAAUGCCGAUUAUUACUCCAGCUUAUCCUAGCAUGAACUCUAGCUAUAAUGUGUCACCAAGUACUUUAGUGAUAAUGACCGAAGAGUUUAAACGAGGUCAUGAUAUCUGUGAGGCUAUGGUGUUACAUAAUGGUGGUUGGCAUGAACUUUUUGAGCCUUAUCGUUUCUUUGAAGCAUAUAAGAAUUAUCUGCAGAUAGAUAUUGCUGCAGAGAAUGAUGAUGAUAUGCUAAACUGGAAAGGAUGGGUUAUAUCUCGCUUGCGCCAACUUGUAAAGAAGAUUGAGAGAGACACCUCAAAAAUGUUGUUAAUCCAUCCAAAUCCAGCGGACUUUUCAGACAGGUCAAACCCAUUUCGCUGCAGUUACUUCUUAGGUCUUCAACGAAAAGAGGGUACUGUGACUGAAGCGAAGCAGUUUGAUAUACGAUUAACAGUUGAUGAAUUUAAAGCCAGUGUGAUUACAUAUUUAUCAUGGAAGCCCGGAAUGGUAAUAAACGUAAUCCAUAUAAAGCGGAGAGACAUUCCUGCUUUUGUUUUUCCUGGUGGCAUACGACCUUCACGGCCUGCUAGAGUGAGUGUAGGCAGAAGGCAGCUCCCAGAAACGAGUGCUGCCAGCAGUGUCAGUAUGGACGCGGGAACCUCUGCUGAUGUUAAUGUUGUUGAUGGACCCAAUGAUACAAAGAAACGAAAAUGGGAGGAGGAUCAUAUGUUAACUAAGUUCACAGAUUCCAAGCUCAUAAAAAGUGAAGGCUUAGAAAACAAGAGAUCUAGUGUUGGUGCUCAUUCUAAUGGUACCUCACUAGGUGGUGCUGAAGCCAUCAGUGUAACUGAGCAAGUAGGGACAUCUGGUUACAAUAAUGAGAUGUCCCAAAACAAUGAGGAUAUCAGUGUCCCAAUACCCUCUAUCUCUAGAGAUGCAGAGAAGCUCGCAAUUGAGAAGUUAAUGUCCAGUCCAUAUGAAUCCCACCAGAGUCGUCCACAAGAACUUGAGGUAGAAGAACUGGAUAAUAAUAGUGAAGAUCAAAUCCUAGGUAAUACUACCAAACGAAUUGACAUGGAAUCUUCACCUUCUAAAGAAGUAGCUAGUUCUAUGAAGAUUAGCAAUGCAACAGGUUCUGCUAGUUCGCAGUUGAAUGGGGGCUUAGAAGAGCUUGAGGCUUCUGAACUUGAUGCGGCCUUGCCGAGAGUUACUCAUGCUAGAGCUGCGUCACAGAAAAAGCCAAUUAUCAGGUUCAGUUUUACUUCCUUGGCGAAGGCCACUGGCAAUAGCUCUUAAAAAUUGUAUGCGACUCGCGGUUUCUAUUCUGAGUUUUACCUUGUGCAUGUUGAUCAUGUAACACAUGAAUAAACGCUGCGGAUUAUUGUAUAGUUUGAAAUGAAAUGUGAAAGAGUAACUCAUCUUAUUUUCUUUCGGAAUUUUUUUGUUAAUAAAAUGUAUUUUAUUCCCGUCUUCUUACUUUUA
Molecule: messenger RNA, 2838 nt
Organism: Erigeron canadensis
Lineage: Eukaryota; Viridiplantae; Streptophyta; Magnoliopsida; Asterales; Asteraceae
Product: nuclear poly(A) polymerase 1
Exons: 13
Coding region: 463-2652 (729 amino acids)
Cellular component (GO): nucleus
Molecular function (GO): poly(A) RNA polymerase activity; RNA binding
Source: RefSeq, a predicted model, not a curated record